Messenger RNA from Saccoglossus kowalevskii, 2292 nucleotides. RefSeq lists its product as uncharacterized. NCBI's taxonomy places the organism in Eukaryota, Metazoa, Hemichordata, Enteropneusta, Harrimaniidae. The record is from RefSeq and is a predicted model, not a curated record. Gene Ontology annotation, molecular function: protein binding.
AUGGUCCAGCCCUGGUUCGUUACAGAGGUGUUCAUUAUGGUGUAUUACAAUGGUGGCGUUCAGUUGCUCAACGAUGCUUGCUUCAAUGUGCAGGAUGCCCCCGUCAUCCAGAGAGUGAUUGCCGAGCGGGCAUUCGUAGCAUUGUUUAUUGCCUCCCAUCGUGGACACGUUAAGAUGGCAGAAGCGUUGUUGGCAGUCGGAGCUGAUUUGACUGGACGGACCUCUUACGGAAGGACAGUACUACAUGCAGCAGCCAGCCAGGGACAUUUGGAAAUCAUUGAUUUACUGCUUGCAAAUGGGGCUAUCAGCAAGGAAAGCGACUACGAAAAUAAAACCGCUCAGGAGAUUGCUAGUGAGUUCGAUAAAAAGCAAUGCGUGAAAAGACUUUGGUUGUACCAGUGGAAAUUACGAUCUGGAAGGAAGUCCGUGUCAAAGGUCAGCAACGAUGCGCCAAUGAAGCUUCCAGAAUCGUCGUCGCCGAUAGCUUCUCCGCGAAGCAUGAAAAUGUCGUUCAAAGCUGCCCCGGGACAGGCUUAUUUCGUAUAUCGAAAAAACCAACCGCCAACAAGAAAAGUUGAAUUGAAAGGGAACAAGUGCGGACAGCUUACUAGAAGCGAAUGUACCACCGUCAACGAAAAACAGCUACACGUCGUACAGUUCAACGAUUCUAUUCCGUUCCCACCAUGCAACUCACCCCGGGUGCUGACCCCGGCAAUUAUCCGUACACCGUCCACCUCUCGACCCGGUACGGCGACUAGAAAUCAUCGCGUGAAAGAGAAUUCACUUACAGCAAAGAUUUUGGAAUUACAUUUACAGAAAGUGGGGGAUAAUUCUUUUGGUCGCGAAACAUUCCAGUCCUUUGACGGAUCUGAAAUCGGUAAGCGGGUCGUUGCACGUGAAGGCGUCUCAAGAAAAGUGCCACCAGCGCACACAUGUAACCUCGUCCAACCAGUUAAAAAUGUCAAGAAUUUAAAUGAAAAAGAAGUGAAUUCUACACACAGCAACGUUGAAAUAAACAAUAACAUCGACGAUUCACUAGAUAAAAUGAAAAAAACUUGUCUCCUCGAAGAAGAAACGCUACACGAAACAACCAGCAUAUUAGUUGCCGAGGAGUUGCAAUCCUGGGAAGAGGGGGCCGAUGAAGAUGAUGAAGAGGGAAGUGAUGAAGAAAACAAAACUAGUAGUGAUGAGAAUGAGGAUGCAAUUGAAAUCCAGCAGGUAGAGAGAGACAUAAAUGUAGCGACAAAGUGUUCGAAAGCUUCCGGACAGAGAUCGUAUUCUGCCCCUUUGUAUCGCGGUCCUUCCCAUCUGUGCUCAAGUAGACCGACAUCUGCAGCGACAACCAGAAGUGUUCCCGCUCUUCUAUAUAGACGGGCAAGGUCAGCUAUACCGCGUCCAAAAACUUGGAACAUAUUUUUGGAAAUGAAACGAAGACAGAAUUUUCCGGACAAAGACGACUACGAAAAACAGCAACAUAACUUGGAAGCUUUCGAAAAAUGGGUGAGUACAAAGAAACAAGAAAUUAAACUUAGAACGAAAAGUUCGGAAGAGCAGCCAGGUACGAUGCGUCCCAGUGACCCGGACGCGUUCAAAAAGUGGUUGCAAGAGAAGAAACAAAGAGGACAAUUGCCUAAGAAACGAGACGAGGAAGAUGAAGAAUUCGAUCCUUCAGAAUUUGUGCCUCAUAUACUUGGGACCGUAUCUUUUGAGGAAUGGGCCAAAGCAAAAGAACAGCGUCGGAAAAAAGAACAAGAAAAAAAGGGGAACACGAAUGAGAUGUCAAGGGAGAAACUUGUGAGGAUGAAACAGACUGAAAGGGGAAAGCAAUUUUCCAAGUCACGCGAGACAUGCGAGAAGUGGCUUCUCGAUAAAAAAUACAAAGAGAAACUCUCCCGUCAAUUAUUGAUUGAGAAUCGCGCGGCGUUGCAAAGAAAAAUUGAAGAAGAAAAACGACGCCGUGCCCCUAGGGGAAUUUCGUAUAUAGAGUGGGUGAAUCGAAAAGUUGAAUCCUGCCGAACAGUCACCGAUCCCAAACGUGACACAGCAUCGACAAAAAAACAAGAAUCAGAGUGUGAAUUCAAGGCCAAUGCGUUCAAAGAAUGGCGUGAGCGGAAACAUCGGGAAAAGUCCGUACGUAGAGUCACGUGGGCCCAGGAAAACAAAAUAGUUGGCCGCCGCGAUAAAGAUAAACGGAAAAGUGCGUCAGAAUCGUAUACUUAUUGGUUGACAGAUAAACUCAAAAAAGACGUGGAAAAAGAAAGAACUCUUUUGACACAACUCCAAAAAUCUUGA